AUGAGCGAUUCCAACAAAAAGACAUGCAACGAUGCGAAGCAGCCAAUACUUGUCCUGGACUUGGUUAGAUUGGUCUUGGAACGCUUGAGCUUUGUAGAUUUUCAUCGAGCUAGAUGUGUUUCUUCAGUAUGGUAUUCCGCUUCGAAAUCAUGCAUUGGAGGAACAAAUCCAACAGCUCCAUGGAUCAUCCUCUUUCCAAACGAACAUGUGAAAACCAACAACGAUUCGUGUAAGUCAAUUGAUCCUCGUGAUCAUAGUUCAUACACAAUAAGAGAUCUCGGGUUUGAUAUGGUUAGGAGUCGUUGUUUGGCAAGUUCCGGUAGCUGGUUCCUUAUGUUAGACCAUAAAACUGAUUUUCAUCUCUUGAAUCUAUUUACUCGAGAGAGAAUUCCUCUUCCGUCUCUGGAAUCAAUUGAUGGAUUGCAGAUGAAGUUUGUGAGAACCGGUGACUGUGGUUUCGAGAUGUCUAUGUAUUACAAAGCUCAUGGACUUAUUUCUUAUGGUAAAAACAGCGAUCUUAGAAUAAGCGAUGCGGUUUUGUGGGUAGAUGAAAAAAACGGAGAUUACUUUGUUGUUUGGUUUCAUCAUAGCACUUUUGCAUAUCACAAGAAAGGAGGUGACAAUAAUAGCUGGAAAGUGUUUCAACCUUCAAAGCAUCAAGGAUGCAUCAACAUGGUGUUUAAAGAAGGCAAACUUUACGUGCUUAAUCCAGCUCGAAAUAUUUCUGUGUUUGAUUUCUCCGGUGGUCAUUCUCCAGUGGAAUAUGCAACUCCCCCAUCUCCGAAUGAUGAUUACUAUGUCAGGAAUCUUGCUGUGACAUUGUCUGGAGAAGUUUUGAUCAUUUCAAGCAAUCCAAAGAAAUGCUUCGUCAAACUCUACAAGAUAGAUCCUAAAUCAUCAGAAUGGAGAUUAAUCAAGUCUAUAGGAGACGAAGCAUUGAUUUUGGACCUAGGAAUCACGGUUGCAGCCAAAGAUGGAGUUAUGAGAAAUUGCAUAUAUUUUAGUCAUCAUGAGUUACUUAGAUAUAAAGGGGUUAGUCUAUGCAAUGAUGAUAAGUACGGGAUUUGCAUCUACCAUAUUAAAACCAAGAAGAAGGUCCAAGAGUUUGAACAUCUUACUACUUCAUCGCCAAUACUAUUUAAGGAUGCUCGUUGGUUUUUUCCCACUUUUGGUGGAAACUAG
Messenger RNA from Arabidopsis thaliana (thale cress), 1182 nucleotides. Its product is annotated as F-box/kelch-repeat protein, putative (DUF295). Lineage: Eukaryota; Viridiplantae; Streptophyta; Magnoliopsida; Brassicales; Brassicaceae. Gene Ontology annotation, cellular component: nucleolus; cytoplasm. The transcript has a single exon. Bases 1 to 1182 code for a protein of 393 amino acids. The record is from RefSeq and is marked reviewed.